ACCGUAUAUAUGGCGACGCAGCGCUAUUUUGAACACAAAGUUUUGAGUCGUCGACCGUUGCGGACGGAAAUUCAGAUUAGGAUCUGUGUUAAUUUAGUAAAAAAUAAAGUUAACCGCGCGUUCCGUAAUUCCACUCACACACAUACCAACACCCAAGCAGCAGCAGUAGCCGCAGCGGAUUAAAACUUCGUCACUCUAGCAACAAACAGAAAAAAAAACACCUACAAAAAUGGCCGAUCAGCUGACAGAGGAACAGAUCGCCGAGUUCAAAGAGGCAUUCUCGCUAUUCGACAAAGACGGCGAUGGCACCAUCACAACAAAGGAGUUGGGCACAGUCAUGCGCUCCCUGGGCCAGAAUCCCACAGAGGCCGAGCUGCAGGACAUGAUCAACGAGGUUGAUGCCGACGGCAACGGCACAAUUGACUUCCCUGAAUUCCUUACAAUGAUGGCACGCAAAAUGAAGGACACCGAUAGCGAAGAGGAGAUCCGGGAAGCCUUCAGAGUGUUCGACAAGGACGGCAACGGCUUCAUCUCGGCGGCCGAGUUGCGUCACGUGAUGACAAAUCUGGGCGAGAAACUCACAGACGAGGAGGUCGAUGAGAUGAUCCGGGAGGCUGAUAUCGAUGGCGACGGUCAGGUCAAUUACGAAGAAUUCGUGACUAUGAUGACAUCGAAGUGAAGCGUUAAAUUAUUUCUUUUUAAGCCUUUCUAUUUUUUUAAGAUGUUGACGAAGACUGUAGCUGUGCGCAAUAACAUCGCGCCACGCUGUUGCUAUGGACCCCAGUAAAAGAUCUUAAAAAAAAACAACAACAACAAACAACAAAGAGUUAAGCAAAAAACAACCAACAUAAAGGAGAAUAAGAAGCAAAAAACAUUUAAGAAACUUUAAAACAAAUAAAAAACUUACACUUAAAAAAUGCAAAAGCAAAUGAAAAUUUAAACAAGCGAAAAUGAAACAACCGAAUUGAAUUCAAAGGGAAAGAGAUGUUGAACGCGAGGGAAAACAACAUAAUUUUAAUGCAACAAACAACAACCAAGCAGCAUACUUAAUGAAGUCACCGUUUAAAACCACAAACAACUACAACAA
Messenger RNA from Drosophila mauritiana, 1087 nucleotides. RefSeq names its product calmodulin. Bases 230 to 679 code for a protein of 149 amino acids. Lineage: Eukaryota; Metazoa; Arthropoda; Insecta; Diptera; Drosophilidae. The record is from RefSeq and is a predicted model, not a curated record. The transcript is spliced from 5 exons. Gene Ontology annotation, molecular function: calcium ion binding; enzyme regulator activity.